AUGCCUGCCCCUCAAGUCAACGGCGAUGUGUCAAACCACAUCUCAUCCGCCUUCCUCCAGCAUCUGCUCUCGUAUCCCCUGGUCAGCGACAGUAUUCACACCGUGACCUCCAACGAACUCGCGCAAAAGUCCAUCAAGCUCGGAGACUCUGCUUAUCGAACCUUCGCAGCCCCUGUGCUCCCCUACCUCUCCAAACCCUAUGGUCUCAUCUCUCCCUACUUCCAAAAGGCCGACUCCCUCGGCGACCAGACCCUGGACCGCAUUGACGAGCGCUUCCCCAUUGUCAAGAAGCCCACUGGCGAUCUCUACAACGAGACGCGUGGCCUGAUUCUGCUUCCCUACCAGAAGGGCCUCGAGGGCAAGGAGCACGUCUUCAAGGUCUAUGCUUCCGAGCUUAAGAAGCUCGAGCAGGACGGCGUAGUAGCCCAGGGCAAGGCUGCUGUCUCAACCGCCUUUGUCGUCAGCAACGAGACGCUGGCCUGGUUGAGCAACUUGGUUGCCGUCAAGAAGGCCGAGGCCUCUGACGCCACCAAGGAGAAGAUCAACCAGUAG
Trichoderma citrinoviride is the source of this 552-nucleotide messenger RNA. RefSeq lists its product as hypothetical. The coding region runs from base 1 to 552 and encodes 183 amino acids. NCBI's taxonomy places the organism in Eukaryota, Fungi, Ascomycota, Sordariomycetes, Hypocreales, Hypocreaceae. The transcript is spliced from 2 exons. The record is from RefSeq and is a predicted model, not a curated record.